ACAUUCAACCUGUUCACUCAUUAAAUUCGUUCAUCGCAUUGGCGUGCACAGAUAGUUAAGUUUGGGAUUUAUUGUCUUGUGUAAUGUCUACUGUCAUAAUCGUCGUGUAACCAAAACUGAUCAUCACCACAAACACUUACCUACAAUGCCUACUGCUUAUGCAGAUGAGCUAUCUGAUGGUAGAGGUGCUUCAGUUUUAUUAAAAAUUCUUAAAAAAUGGAAAGGAAGUUUGUACAAAUUGGUCUGGGUCGAUUUAUUGAUUUACAUAUCAGCGUAUUAUGUACUGAAUUUAUCUUAUCGAUUUGCAAUGAAUGAUAAACAGAAAAUAAUUUUUGAAGAAAUAGUCGAAUUCUGUGUUCGAACGAAAGGUGACAUACCAAUUUCUUUUCUUUUGGGAUUUUUCGUAUCCGGUAUCAUAUCACGUUGGUAUCAAAUGUAUUUAUAUAUACCAUGGAUGAAUCAGAUAGCACUUCAAGUGGCUGCUUCUAUCAAUGGCAAAAAUGAAGAAGGUUCCAGAAAAAUACGUUUAACCAUUAUGCGUUAUAUGAAUUUAGCUUGGGUAUUAAUGAUGAAACGUAUCUCCGAUCAAAUUGCAUGUCGUUUUAUUAAAAAUGAUACACUCGGUAGUUUACCAAGUGCAUUAGGACCAAUUUUGCCAAAACGUAAAUCCACUAAUCAUAAACAUUUGAUCAGUAGAAAUACAUGUCAACCAUGGUCAAUUGAUGCAAGUGAAAUUGUACGCACAUCACCAUCAAAAUCAAUUCUCCUGUUGCAACAACAGCUGUCUCAACCAUCAACUGGGAAUUCUACACAACAACAACAAAUGAAAUUAGAUAGUCCAGUGAAUAAUAUUUUUUCACAAGUACAAACACCGAAUAGUAAUAAUAAUAAUUCGGAUGUUCAUACUCCUUUGGCGCCGUUGGCUUCAGAUGAAGAAUGUGGAGCGCUGCCAGAUGCUUUCGAAGCAGCCGAUGUUGUAGAAUUAAGAGAAAUGUUACGAGCUUUUAAUCAAGAUCAAAAAGUGAAAAAUUCCUUUGGUGUAUUAAUUACUGAAACAGAAAUCUCAUCAUUUGAACGUAUCGCAGCCGAUUGGUUUCGACGUACUAAAACAAAUUACACACCAGAAUAUUGGAUACCGAUACAAUGGGCGCAAAGAUUAACACUGAAAGCAUUGGAUAGUGGUUAUAUUAGUGAUCCCAAAGUAGCAUUUUAUACUGUUGAAAAUAUUGGAAGAGUUCGACAAAGUAUGCAGAAUUUACAAGUUUACAGUAGUAUUAUGAUUCCAUUGGUGUAUACACAAGUUGUCAUUAUUGCAGUUUAUAGUUAUUUCAUGUGUCAAAUAUUUGCAUGUCAAUUUGUUGAACAUCGUGAUGAAAAAGGCCAACACAGUGUAGAUUUAUAUGUGCCUAUUUUCAGUAUAUUCUCGUUUCUCUUUCUUAUGGGAUGGUUAAAGGUCGCUUUAUGCGUUAUGAAUCCGUUCGGGGAUGAUGAUGAAGAUUUUCAAACGUCAAAAAUUCUAGACUACAAUUUAGAUGUUAGUUAUCGAUCGGUGUUCAUGGAUAUUGAUGCAUUUCCAGAGAAUUUAACUUCUCCAUUAGGAAAAAAAGCAUCAGAUGAAAAUGAAGUAGAUGAUUUACAAAAAUUCUUAGAUCAAAUUGAUCAAGAAAUUGCUGAAGUUAGAAAUAAAGGAUUAUUGAAUGAUGUAUCGAAUUUGGAAAUGCAUCCAUCAUUUUGUGAACGUGCAAGAAGUCUAUGUUGUUGUGAGAAAAAGAAACCUCCACCUCCAGCAAUUAUGGUUACAAACGUAGAUUAUGAACGAUAUUAUGAGACACCAAUCAAACCAAGUCAUCUUCAUCCAAGUGUUAAAAAAUGGACAUGGCUUAGAAGUUGAUGAUCUGUUUGAAAUAAUCUGAAAGUAAAUUA
Schistosoma turkestanicum is the source of this 1923-nucleotide messenger RNA. Lineage: Eukaryota; Metazoa; Platyhelminthes; Trematoda; Strigeidida; Schistosomatidae. The record is from the annotation of a GenBank genome assembly.